Rotaria sp. Silwood2 is the source of this 1560-nucleotide messenger RNA. The record is from the annotation of a GenBank genome assembly. Lineage: Eukaryota; Metazoa; Rotifera; Eurotatoria; Philodinida; Philodinidae.
CGGUCAGAGGUACCCUCUCGAGAUCUCAACGGGGAUAUAGGUAAUUGAUCACGCUGAAUCCGAAUAUGCUAUUUUUAUUCACCGAACACCUACCCUUCAAAACCCCUCCGGGGUGAUAUGUCGAGUAGAGAACAUCGACAUUGCAAAUAUUUACUGCCGCCUUGUAUCAUCAGUGCAAUUUGCUUACUAUUCAAAUUUUGUUUCAUCGAUAGACUCUUUUUUUUUCGAAGGGUUUAAAGAAUAAUGCAUUGCAAAUUAUAUGUCAUGGUAUAGACGUGUAAGUCAAGCGACUAUCGCCACCAACUGGAGAAAAAAAAUACCCAUACACUUCUCAGUGUUUUUACGCGAUUAGUAAUCGAAGAACGCAACACAUGUUAGACUCCGAUUAAUACUUUCUUUUUCGGUGAGUAAGAAAACAUUUUCUUCGCGUAAAAGAACGAUAAAAAAGUAACUGUUCUCUUUCUCGAAUAAAAUGAUGGUAAUGGCUUGAUAUUUUGUUGUUUAUUUACGAACGCAAAAGAGAACGAUAUUUUGUCGCUUCAUAUCGCAAUAUUAUUUCCCUCUUUUGAUAGAGUAAUUUGAUAGGUUUCAAAUGUGUAGAGAAUGAUAAUAUAUAAUUUUAUUUAUUUUAGUAUAAUUCAAACAACCUCAGUUAUCAUUACUAAACUACAGUACUAUGCUAAAACACUCUAGUAAGAUACAUUGAUUACUGCUUUGAAAAAAAUAAUUUUUUUUAUUGUUUCUUUUCAAGGUAUUCCUUGUAAUGGCUGCAAUACAUUGGACAUUGGAAAUGCUUGUUAUGAAUGUCAAAUGUGUCCUAACUAUAAUUUGUGUCUAAGAUGUUUUAAUAAUAGGAAACAAACUUUAAAUCACUUAUCAUCACAUCCAAUGUUACCGAUUGAAUCACCAUCAACGGUUAAUUCCAAUCCGCUUGCUAAACAACAUAUAGAUCAGAUGGAUCGUCUUGGAUCAACAUAUUUAUCGAGCAUGUUGUCGAAAUUAUCGACGAAUGAUGAUGGAAUGAAAUUGACCCCACCAUCGACUAGAACGCUUGACAAAUUCUCCAUUGAUGAAUUGUAUGAAUAUUUACUUCGACUCGACCCAAAUUUAAAAUCAUUAGCAGAAAAAUUGAAAAGUGAACGUGUCACCGGAGCUGAUUUGGUCAAUUUUAAUGAAGAUGAUUACAAUAAGUGUUCAAUUACAUAUGGAGAAAAGAAAAAGCUUCAGUUUCUAGUCGAACAAAAACAACUCAAGGUGAAUUCUCAGUCAGUUGUAUCGACAUCUACCGUAUCUGAAUCAACACCGAUGCAAAAUGAAAUAACAAAUUUAAAAGAGAUCAUAAAAAAACAAGAACAAGAAAUUCAAGGGAAAAAUAGUGCUAUUCAGCAACUUGAAGAUAUCGUCGAAAAACAAGACCAGCAAACACGGUUGCAAGAGGCAAUAAUAAACCAGUUACAAGAGUCACUUGAAAAACAAACUGAAGAAAUGCGGGUGUUGAUAGAAUUGGUACAACAACAUCGUUCUAUUGUUCUAUCUCCAAGCAAUUCCUCUGAUAAAUAA